Messenger RNA from Diabrotica balteata, 246 nucleotides. The record is from the annotation of a GenBank genome assembly. NCBI's taxonomy places the organism in Eukaryota, Metazoa, Arthropoda, Insecta, Coleoptera, Chrysomelidae.
AUGACGAAGGGCAUAGUGAAGACUUGUGAAAAACCAAAGAACAAUGAGACCGAGUCCGAAGUGGGUUGUGUUUGGCCGCAGAUUGUAGCAAUUUUGGCAGCCUGUUUGGGUGCUUUCAACGAUGGAGUAUUGUAUGCCUGGACAUCACCUUUCCUAGUGAAACUAGUAAACGACAAAGAACACUACGAUAUUUCUGAGAGCGAGGCAAACAAUCUGACAAUUGUGCAGCCCUUGACCACAGUAUAG